Molecule: messenger RNA, 696 nt
Organism: Peniophora sp. CBMAI 1063
Lineage: Eukaryota; Fungi; Basidiomycota; Agaricomycetes; Russulales; Peniophoraceae
Source: the annotation of a GenBank genome assembly
AUGUUUUCUUGGGCCAGUGCUACUCUUUUCAUCGCGCUCGCGGCCUCGCCGACGUUCGCGGCGCCAUCGCUGCGUUCUGCGAAGGGUUUCCAGCCUCCGACGACAAAGACAGGCUGUUACGUCUCUGCAUCGGUCCUCCCGGAGCUGUUGCCCGCGAACCAGACCGCUCUCGUUGCGCCUACCUCCGCGCCCAACUUCGUGGCACUUGGGGUCGGCGUACAGAACUACACAUGUUCCUCUACCGGCACGUUCACUAACAUCGGUGCGGUCGCCGAGCUCUUCGACAUAUCUUGCAUCGCUAGCAAGCCCAUUCAAACCGAGGAGUUCAAGAAAUGGUCUGCCACGUCUCAGACGGUCCAGGAGUUGAUCGAAGAGACCGGGAAGCAACCCUUCGUGCUUGGGCAACACUUCUUCAUCGCGAAUCCGACCCCCGGCGGCGCGAACGUUCCCAAGUUUGACUUCACGUCCAACAGGUUCUCGGACAAUGCGAAUGCGUUUGCAGUCAUGAGUAAGGUCGGGGACAUCCUUGCGCCCACAGGCUCGAACGACAUCGACUGGCUGGAGCUCAACAAGACGAGUGGGGCGCUCGCGAACCAGAUCUUCCGCGUCACUACGGUCGAAGGCACCGACGGGGCUGCUUGCACAUCCGGAGAGACCGCGAGCGUGAAGUACAUCGCCAAGUACUUCUUUUACUAG